AUGUCACAAAUUGAAAUCAAGGAGCUGUUGAACGAGAGCAGGUUUCCCUCUGGAUGGAAACUGGUAUCAGUACUGAUUUACACACCUGUUGGAUUGUUGCUUGUGAUACUUAGACUAAUAGUUUGUCUGCAUCUCUGGCUGUUAGCGACAAUAUUACCAGACUGUCAAAGCUUGCGAUCGAUUUUAAAUCGUGGCCUCGCGUUCGUCUUUGGUAUCAUUGUUAAAGUCAACCAAGACAGUGAAAAGCGAGAUGAGCAGGCGCGCAUCGUCAUCGCCAACAACAUAUCUGCCUUGGAUGACUUUGUCCUGGCCACAGCUGCAAAUACGGUGACACCGAGCCUAUCGAACCUUCCAGAUUCACUGAGUAACGCUUUGGGUCUCCAAAAAAUGGACAUGAGCAGCAAAGACAACCUUGUCACCGAGAUCAAGCAGUUCCUAGCCAACUCUAAGAUCAAUAUUGCUCUGCAACCAGAGUUCAGUGCAACCAAUAGUCACAAGGCUCUGCUAAAGUUCAACACAUGGCCAUUUACUAUCGAGUCGACUAUUCAGCCUAUUGUCUUGCAAGCUAAGAGGCCAGAAUUCGUCGACAUACAGCUCACCUCUAUCGCCUCAACCUGGUGGACCGACGUCAUGUGGUUUAUGUUUGCUCCUUACACUAUUUUUACAGUGAAAUUUUUAAAAAUCAAACGAAAUACGGAUGCUGAUGUUCUUGUUAGAGAUGUGGAAAAGGAAAUCGCUGAUUCUCUGAAAAUUGAGACUAGUCAGCAUACAGUUUCCGACAAAACAGAGUACGAAAAACGUUAUGUUAUAGAAAAAUUACAAAACAGGGGUCCUCAGAAUCAAAGUGUGUCAAGCUCGCAAAUCGUUGCCAGCAUUGAAAUGCAAAGGAUGGCGAGACAAGUCAGUGAAGUGCUUCCAUUGGUCCCGCACAACGUUAUUCUUAGAGAUCUAUUAAAAACUAGAAAUGUUGACGUUACAAUUACCAAUAUUUUGGACGGUAUUGUUACUUAUACGCCCGAACCGGCGCCUACUACGGCUUCAUCCAGCAGUUCAAGGAGUAAGCCUUUGGUAUCAACACCUAUGACAAGUAUCACCAGUACAACAGCAUUAACUUUCCAGGAAAGGAAAGCAAAAAUGAUUGCAGAAGCAAGAGAAAAAUAUAUUAAGAAACAUGGUUUAAAAGACUGUUGACAGAGUUUAUAUAUGGGAAAGUUUGAGAACAAGUGUAUUAUAAGUUAUUAAAUGUAAUUAACUUGUUUUAAAAAUGAUUCUAUGUUUGUAAAUUUAUGAUUAAACGUUAC
This is a messenger RNA of Copidosoma floridanum, 1301 nucleotides long. Its product is annotated as lipid droplet-regulating VLDL assembly factor AUP1-like. Gene Ontology annotation, biological process: ERAD pathway. Lineage: Eukaryota; Metazoa; Arthropoda; Insecta; Hymenoptera; Encyrtidae. Gene Ontology annotation, cellular component: endoplasmic reticulum membrane. Gene Ontology annotation, molecular function: ubiquitin binding. The record is from RefSeq and is a predicted model, not a curated record.